UUGGUAGAACGUGAUAACAAAUGUUUGCAGUUAGUGUAGUAUUUUAUAGCUUCUGCAUCUAAGAAAAUUGAUAAGACAUUAUUUGGGAUAUACCCACUUGUAAUUUCAGUAUAUAAAGAAGCUGCAUCCAACAAGAAAGGCAUACAGUCCAACAAAAGUAUUCUAAUCAACCACAUACUCUACACACCUUUUAGUAAUUCUUCAAACCAACAAAUAUGAAGCUAACCAUCAGCUGCUGCAUUCUGGCCACAAUCCUCUUCUUCCUGUGCGCCACCAAUACAGACGCCUUUGUUCGCAAGCCAAAGAAACUCAAGCCAGAAUUGGAGGCGAAAUUCGAUGUGCUGACCGCCUGGAUUGCUUAUCGCCUCAACUUGAAGCAUGCCAAGGAAGCUUGUGUAGGCGAAUAUGGCUUUACGGAUCAACUGGCCACCAGUUUGGUCAAAGUACAAGUAGCGAAUCCUAGUGACCGUGAGAAGUGUUACGUCAAUUGUCUCUACACCAAGUUGAUCUUCUACAACAAUAAUCAAAUUAAUACGCAAGCAAUGAAGGAAUCGCUGAGUGAAAUUGUGGGUGAAGAACGUUUAUUGCAGAUCGUUAAUUCGUGUUUGACUGCUGGAGGCGCCAAUGACUGUGAUAAGGUGUAUAAGUUCCAUGCUUGUGCCUCGCCUGAAUUCGAUAAGGUGCGUGGUGACAUCUUCUUGCCGGAUGAAUGAAAUGAAUGAAGACUAGCAAGGAGGUGCCUAGAGAGUAAAGAAGUAUUAAGGCUAAGGAAAUUGUAUUAAGUAGAAGUCGAAUGAAAUUAUUUAAACCAAA
Molecule: messenger RNA, 813 nt
Organism: Rhagoletis zephyria (snowberry fruit fly)
Lineage: Eukaryota; Metazoa; Arthropoda; Insecta; Diptera; Tephritidae
Product: general odorant-binding protein 56a-like
Biological process (GO): sensory perception of smell
Molecular function (GO): odorant binding
Source: RefSeq, a predicted model, not a curated record